Messenger RNA from Arvicanthis niloticus (Nile rat), 1260 nucleotides. It is a transcript of the gene Rhog, whose product is annotated as ras homolog family member G. The record is from RefSeq and is a predicted model, not a curated record. Gene Ontology annotation, molecular function: GTPase activity; GTP binding. NCBI's taxonomy places the organism in Eukaryota, Metazoa, Chordata, Mammalia, Rodentia, Muridae. Gene Ontology annotation, biological process: small GTPase-mediated signal transduction.
GCCUCCCGCUCUCACUUCCUUCUUGAGCCCAGAGCCGCCGCCGCCGCCCCCAGCUCCCCCGCCGCGGGGAGGGCACCAGGUCACUACUUCCAGUGGGGUCCAGAAGAGGGAGGAGGCACUGCCUCCCCAAUAGUAGCUUUACAACACAAUGCAGAGCAUCAAGUGUGUGGUGGUGGGCGAUGGGGCAGUAGGCAAGACGUGCCUUCUCAUCUGCUAUACAACUAACGCCUUCCCCAAGGAGUACAUCCCCACUGUGUUCGACAAUUACAGCGCCCAGAGUGCGGUUGAUGGGCGCACCGUGAACCUAAACCUGUGGGACACUGCGGGCCAGGAGGAAUAUGACCGCCUCCGCACCCUUUCCUACCCUCAGACCAACGUCUUCGUCAUCUGUUUCUCCAUUGCCAGUCCACCCUCCUAUGAGAACGUGAGGCACAAAUGGCACCCAGAGGUGUGUCACCACUGCCCUGACGUGCCUAUCCUCCUGGUGGGCACCAAGAAGGACCUGAGAGCCCAGCCUGAUACCCUACGGCGCCUCAAGGAGCAGGGUCAAGCGCCCAUCACACCACAGCAGGGCCAGGCACUGGCCAAGCAGAUCCAUGCUGUGCGCUACCUCGAGUGCUCAGCACUGCAGCAAGACGGCGUCAAGGAGGUGUUUGCGGAGGCUGUCCGGGCGGUGCUCAACCCCACACCGAUAAAGCGUGGGCGGUCCUGCAUCCUCUUGUGACCCUGGCACUCAGCUUGGAGGCUAUCCCUUGUCCCCACCACCAAUUGUGCCUUGGCGCCUUGUCUGCCCCCAGCUGUGCCUUAAGGACUAAUUCUGGCACCCCUUGCCUGGGAAUUCCCUGAAUGCCUUUUACUCCUUGAGGAGGUACACAGGAAAAGGGGCUUUGGGCCCCACCCCACUCUGGUUGGGAAUACCAAGUAUUCCAUGAGUUCACCUAAGAGGCCAGCCCAGUGCUCUCCUCCAUUUCCCGCUACUGACCAGUUCAUCCAGCUUUCCACAAAGUUGUUGCUGCCUGUUGUGAUGCCUCCUCUUAAGAUAGGGGCUCUAACCUCUCUCUGCCUUAGCUCUUGGAGUAGGCUCUCCAAGAUGUUCUCUCCCUCCCCCAAGGGAGGAGCCACAGAAUCCUAAGAAGAAAUAUGUGCCCUAACCUGCCCCAUGUGCCCAGGACUUAUGCGCCUGCUGACUGACUCAGGCCCCCUGCUCCUGGGGGCCUUUCCUACCCCCAUCAGCAUCAAUAAAACCUCCUGUCUCUAGUG